GUUGAAACCACUCUUCAUUCGCCUCUCGUCGAGUAAACGUUAAUCUUAAACCUAUACAACAUGUCUGGCCGUGGCAAAGGUGGAAAAGUUAAGGGAAAGUCCAAGACUCGCUCUAACAGAGCUGGUUUACAAUUCCCAGUUGGUCGUAUUCAUCGUCUCCUACGUAAAGGCAAUUAUGCUGAACGUGUUGGUGCUGGAGCUCCAGUUUACCUGGCUGCAGUGAUGGAGUACUUGGCCGCUGAGGUUCUCGAGUUGGCAGGCAACGCCGCUCGUGACAACAAGAAGACUAGGAUCAUCCCUAGACAUCUCCAGUUGGCCAUUCGUAAUGAUGAGGAGUUGAACAAACUCUUAUCAGGAGUCACCAUUGCUCAGGGUGGUGUCCUGCCAAACAUCCAGGCUGUUCUCUUGCCCAAGAAAACCGAGAAGAGCAGCUCGUAAAUCAAGCUUCAUUCGGUUAAACAAAAUCGGCCCUUUUCAGG
Molecule: messenger RNA, 479 nt
Organism: Diachasmimorpha longicaudata
Lineage: Eukaryota; Metazoa; Arthropoda; Insecta; Hymenoptera; Braconidae
Product: histone H2A-like
Exons: 1
Coding region: 61-438 (125 amino acids)
Biological process (GO): heterochromatin formation
Cellular component (GO): nucleosome; chromatin
Molecular function (GO): protein heterodimerization activity; DNA binding; structural constituent of chromatin
Source: RefSeq, a predicted model, not a curated record